Molecule: messenger RNA, 2917 nt
Organism: Capra hircus (goat)
Lineage: Eukaryota; Metazoa; Chordata; Mammalia; Artiodactyla; Bovidae
Gene: TRIM59
Product: tripartite motif containing 59
Exons: 3
Coding region: 1103-2317 (404 amino acids)
Biological process (GO): cilium assembly
Cellular component (GO): cilium; centrosome; intraciliary transport particle B
Molecular function (GO): zinc ion binding
Source: RefSeq, a predicted model, not a curated record
GGGUAGUGUGAUGAGAGCGUAUCUUGAGAUAUAGCUGGAUUAAGUUUCUUAAGAGAAAUGACUGAACUGUUUGUUUUGUAAUUCUAGGGGUUAAGGUGAAAUAGGAAUUUGGCGGAGAAAUUAAAUUGGAAAUCAGGAAUUCUGUGCAAUAGUCAUCUCCAGACAACAAUUUCGUAUCGUGGAGACGCGGCGGAGGCGAGAGUAGUAGUAGGACGAGAUGGAGGGAAACGGUCCUAAAUGAGUCUUGAGGUCCCACUACCCCUCAGAGUUAGUUCUCUUUAAGUACAAGAGAAUUCUCAGUCAUCAGAAGCCCUCUCCUAUGCGGGAACAAGUAUUCUGAUGGGUUUGUCUCUCCAGACGCUGUAAACAAAAGCAAAGCCGGGCUCAGGCGAGGAUGGCGCUCGCUCACUGGGGUGCUGUGUGCGCUCAGGACGCCUCAGGGUGCUGGGAACCAAUGAAGUCACGACGGAAGACGCUGCGCUUUAAAGUCUAGAAUUAGCACAUGCCGACUUGGCUCCACGUUAAAAUAAAAAACAAAAGUAGUUCUAAGAAUCUUUUGUAGAAAUCAUAGGCCUCCGCCAGGCCCCGCCUCUCCCCGGACGCCAUCCAGUGGGCCCAAGAGGGACUCCAGAACAGACUCACGGCAGCCAGAAGCGGCCCCGCCAACUGAAGCAACCCCUGCGGCGCGCCUCGGCAGCUCCGGAGCUGCACCCGCUCCUAGUGCGCAGGCGCAGAAAGCUCGCCGCCGUCCUCGAGCCGAGCCCUAGCGACCGUGCCCCGACUUCAGCCUUAACUGUGGGCAGUUUACUUUCGAACCGCGGCCCCGCGCUCUUUCUCAUUGGCUGAGGCGACGCAGUUGAAGGUUGCCGGGAGACUGCGCCUGCGCCUUAAGGCGCCUGAGCUCCGCCUCUUCUGAGCACCUGAAGGCCUCAGGGCAGAGGAGGGCGGGGACGCCAAGCAGCCCUCAGCACCGUCCGGUGGCCGUGCAACCCUGUUGCUGCUAGUGGAGUUGCCUGUUUCCCGUCCUCACGAAUAAGGAUAAAAGAAUCCGAAAAAGUUAAAGAAGAUAUAUAUUCAGUCUCCAAACCAGAAAGUCAACUAAAUGGAAAUGCACAAUUUUGAGGAUGAGUUAACAUGUCCCAUUUGUUACAGUAUUUUUGAAGAUCCUCGUGUACUACCAUGCUCUCAUACAUUUUGUAGAAAUUGUUUGGAAAAUGUGCUACAGGCAACUGGUAACUUUUAUAUAUGGAGACCUUUACGCAUUCCACUCAAGUGCCCUAACUGCAGAAGUAUUAUUGAAAUUGCUCCAAGUGGUAUUGAAUCUUUACCUGUUAAUUUUGCAUUAAGGGCUAUUAUUGAAAAGUACCAGCAAGAAGACCAUCCGGAUAUCAUCACCUGCCCUGAGCAUUAUAGGCAGCCCUUAAAUGUUUACUGUCUCCUGGAUAAAAAAUUGGUUUGUGGUCAUUGCCUUACCAUAGGUCAGCAUCACGGUCAUCCUAUAGACGACCUUCAGAGUGCCUAUAUGAAAGAAAAGGACACACCUCAAAAACUGCUUGAACAGUUAACUGACACACACUGGACAGAUCUUACUUGUCUUAUUGAAAAGCUAGAAGAACAAAAAUCUCAUUCAGAGAAAAUGGUCCAAGGUGAUAAGGAAGUUGUUCUCCAGUAUUUUAAGGAGCUUAGUGAUAUAUUAGAACAGAAAAAAAAAAUUUUCCUAACAGCUCUUUGUGAUGUUGGCAAUCUGAUUAACCAAGAAUAUACUCCACAGAUUGAAAGAAUGAAAGAAAUAAGAGAGCAGCAGCUUGAAUUAGUGACACUGACAACAUCUUUACAAGAAGAGGCUCCACUUAAAUUUCUUGAAAAAGUUGACGAUGUCCGCCAACGUGUGCAGAUCUUGAAACAAAGACCGCUUCCUAAGGUCCAACCUGUUGAAAUUUAUCCUCGAGUAAGCCAAGUAUUGAAAGAAGAUUGGAGCAGAACAGAAAUUGGACAAAUUAAGAAACUUCUCAUUCCUGAAAUGAAGAUCUCUUCAAAAAGGAUUCCCUGUGCCUGGCCUGAUAAAGAGGAAAAAGUUGAAUUUUUUAAGAUUCUAAACAUUGUUAUAGUUACACUAAUUUCACUGAUACUGAUGUUGAUCCUCUUUUUUAACCAACACAUAAUCACCUUUUUAAAUGAAAUCACUUCAAUAUGUUUUUCUGAAGUCUCUCUCUCUGUUUACCAAAGUUUAUCUAAGAAUGUGCACAAUUUAAAGAAUAUACUAUGUCACACUGUGUAUUUACUGAAGGAAUUCAUGUGGAAAAUGGUUUCUCAUUGAACAUUCUAAUCUGGAUUAUUUAAGGCUUAUUCUGUACAGCAGAGGCUAAUGACCAUCGCUAAGUAGAGGAAUAUAGGGGUAACUUGGAUAAAUAAAAUAGGCUGAAGUUUGUUAGAAUUGCAACAGAAAAAUCCCUCUUAUGCUUCUGUUGAAUACAAAAUGUGUCAUCAGAAGUUAGAAAUGAGACAGUGUCUGGUUUUCUGAAAACCAGAACGAACUCUAGUGAGAACUUGAUUUAAGUAUUAAUACAUUAUCUCAUUUUUAUUGGUUUUUAAGGUUGACUAUUUUAACAUUCUUAUAGCAGUAGUUUUAGCAUUAUAUACUGCAGUGGUUGGCUUUACAGUUGUGUAUACAUAGUUUUUAAUUAAGAUGUCAAAAUCCUGAAAGAUAAAAACUUUUGAAUGGGCAAAUAAAGAUGGUGAGAAGAGGUUUUAUAUUUAAGUAGCUAAGUCAAAGUGAUAGGGGAUUGCUGAUGUUCAAGAUAUGUUUGAUCAAAUGUACCUGAUCCACACAUUAGUGUUUUAGAUUUAUGAGCCUGCAGUUUCUGUAACAUUCAUUCCUAAUAAAACUGUUGCUUAAGUGUUGUUACGGACAAAACGG